Musca domestica (house fly) is the source of this 681-nucleotide messenger RNA. RefSeq lists its product as uncharacterized. NCBI's taxonomy places the organism in Eukaryota, Metazoa, Arthropoda, Insecta, Diptera, Muscidae. The coding region runs from base 155 to 301 and encodes 48 amino acids. The transcript is spliced from 2 exons. The record is from RefSeq and is a predicted model, not a curated record.
GGAUAUCACAACCAAAAGCAUCAACCAAUCAACCAACCAAGUUUAAAAAACGAUUUUCGUUACUUUUUCAAAAUCUUCAACCAGUUAUCUAACAAUUCAAAAAUUUCUGUGACAAUAUUCACUUGAAAUUUAUUGGAAAACAACUUAUGUGUCAAUGAAUAACCGCGCCGACACCAAAGCAAAAUUAAACGCUAACUUAAGCCUUUCCAAACAUUUGUCAUCGAAAAAAGGUUCCCGUACCUCCAACUGCGGAAAUAUCCUAGAAUUCUCCGUGCUCACCCUCAUCCAAAGCGUUCCCUGAUUUCUUCACACCCCCCUCUGCCAAGCAAUCUAAAUUUGUCAACAUGGUCCAUAAAAAUCGCUCAUCUCGCAAAACCUGCCCCAUCAUGGAUGUCAGCCCAUUACGCAACACCCUGUCAGUACCGGCUAACAAAUACGAACUAUCAUCCAGCCCACGCAUUGGUUACACUCUAGAAGUUCCCACUCGUCGCAUGGGAGCUUCGUCUAACACAUCGAGUGCUUGGUAUUACAAUGAUAUGGUGAAAAACAAUCGUGAACAGUUCAAUAGCCUACAUUUCUGUUAAAACCCCAAUUUUUGCUAACACGUCAACAACAACAACAUCAACAACUCAAAAUGUCAUUCAAAUAAAAGUUCAUUAGAAAGUUUAUAGCAAACAAAAA